GUUAAAUAGGAUAUUUUCAAAAUGGAAGCAGCGGUCACGCUGCUUGGCAACAUUCCCACUGAAAAGCCGAAGACGACGGCAGCAGGAUCGGUCACAGCCAGCAACAACAACAACAGCAACGAGAAGAAGAAGAGCAGUCGGGAUUCGAUUUAUACGCCUUCAUCACCGUCAUCAUCUCUCUCUGCUCUUCUGCUGCUGCUGCAUUUGUGCAUUUGCUGCUGCCGGUCACACACAGGCACACACACACACAUAUAUAUAGAUGCAGUGUGUAUGUAUUGGUGGCAGCAUGCUCAACACUUACGCAACGCUGGCGACAUCUGACGGCGACAUUAGUCAACACUAAGCCAGCAACGGGGAAAAAAAGUUUCACACCAACAACAACAACAAAAGCAACAGUAGAAGGAGCGUAAGAGAAGGACAGACGAAGUAGUGGAGAAAGAAGCGGAACGGAGCGGAGCAGGAAGAGAAGUGUAGAAAAACAAACAAAAAAAAAUAACUAGGCACAAGUUAUUAUGGCAACCAACACGAGCAUCUCGUCGGCGACGCCAUCGCUGGCCACAACGCCGGCAACAACGCCCACAGCAAUGACAACAGCAGCGACGACAGCCAAGCGACUUGGCUACACAUCGCCAGCCGUGUCCUCAUUGUCAGCUGCCUCUGCCUCUGCCUCGGCUGCGUCGGCGUCGGCAGCAUCGGCGACCACAGCAUCGGUCAUCUGCGAGGAGGUCUUUGACGAAGCCUGCCUCCCAUCAUCCGAGGAGAUCAACGAUUAUGCGACGCUGAUUGGCAUUGAGCCCGGCAAGGAGACACAUUUGCUAUACCUGGCCAAGGAAGGUCUUAUGGCCGCCCUGCCGCCUGAGUGGAAGAUUUGCUACUCGGAGGAGAAGAGCGGACAUUACUAUCACAAUACGCGGACAAAGCAAUCGCAGUGGGAUCAUCCGCUGGACGCCGUCUAUCGUGAUCUCGUCGAGCAGACGCGACAAAAGCUCGCCACCGGAGGCAGCGUCGGAGCAGCGACUCCCAUCAUUGAUAACUCGGAUGAUGUGUCGCAGUUGGACUCGGGAAUACGCAGCAUGCAGGGCACCGACGAGUUGCUCGACGACAUGAGUUCACCCCUCAACAAUGGCAGCAGUCAGAAUCAGCAUCAACAGCAGCAACAGCAACCGCAACAACCACAGCAAUUGAAAGCGAGCGGAGCAAAUAGUUUUCCCGGUCCAAGCGGAUUUAGCGGCGGUGUCAGUCGCUUUUUGGAGUCGCGCAGCAAGAACUUUGGUCCCAUCUUUCAGCCGGUGAAGAACACACGCUUUGAGGUGGCCAAAACGAAUUCACAAAUCAGUCUGGCCAUGAAAUUCGGCGGACAAUCUGCCGCAUCUGCGGGUGGAGAAACAUCAGGAGCGGGGACAGCAACGCAACGUUCAGGCGGAGCAUUUCAAUUGUCCGGCACCGGGGCCAUGUUCCUCAAGUCGCGACGUCACCUCGAACAGCAGCAACAGCCACAAACUGUUGUCCCGACAACCUCAGCGGCAGCGACUGCAACUCCGCCUCCCAUUGAGCUGGGCAGCACACCGGGCGUCAAGGGAAUUCUACGCGACUCUAGUUUAACGGAUAUGCGGCGACGUUUCGAUCGCGAACGCGAUCGCGAUGAGGAUGCUGUGAUUGUGGUGGGUGCCAGUGGCGGUGGAGAGGAUAAGAAGAGCGUGCGGUUCAAUCUGGAGGACACGAUACGCUUGCGCAGCUCACCCGAGGAGGAGGACAACAACAGUCUGCGCAAACUCAACCAAAGUCCCGAGUUGUCCAUCAACUCUGAAGACGAGGGUGGCGAUGAAUCCGAACGCGAUGCUGACAACGAUGACGAGGAGGAAGAAGAGGAGGAGGAGGAAGACGAUGACGAUGACGUCUGGGACGAGGAUGUGAUUGAUCCCGAUGCCAUGGAGGGCAUGUGCAGUCUAAAUCCCUUCAUCAGUGAUGCCAACAAAUCCAUACGCAUCAUCAAUCUGCCCAAGGCACAAACCAUACAGAUGCUAAAAUCCGCACAGAGCUCCGUUCCCGAACUGGAACCCGUCAAGCUAAGCGAGUCCAGUGGCGGCGGCGGCGGUGGGGCGACGACAACAGCGAGCAGUUACCUCGACAAGCUGAAGGAAAGCGCCGCUGUCAAGCCGCUGUACGAAGACACCGACUCGGAUUCGAAGGGCAGCUCGGUGCGCAGUUUCAUCAUCAACAAAUCGGAACAGGAAUCGCUGCACUCGUCGACGACCCCCGCGGGCAACAAUCCCUUCGAUCUCGACGAGCUGGGACGCAAGCACAGUCACGAACUGGAGCAACUUCAACGCAAGUCCGCACAAUCCGCGGCUCAGCUGGCGACCGAUAAACUCGGUCUGCGGUCCCUGAAGAUGGCCAGCAAGUUGGUGGGACUGCUGAAGCAGAAGGACAACAACAGCCAGUCGUCUGCAAGCGGCGAGGGAGUGUUGAACGAGGCCGCAGCGCUGCAGCAGCUGCAACAGGAUAUGGAGCACAUUAAACGCGAGCACGAGACGCGUCUGAAGAGUCUACGGCACGAGUACGAUUUGCGCCUGACCUCACAUCAGCAUCAGCUCGAGGAGGCCUUUGAACUGCAGUUGGAGGAAUAUCGCUCACAGCUGGAACAUCAGCUGCAGGCGAAGCGCGCUCAGGUCGUCAGCGAGCACAAGGCACGCAUGGCAACGCUGCAGUCGAAUCACGCGGAGCUGUUGCACGAACUCGAACGGGAUUUGCGCAGCGAACAGGAAAUAUUGCGACGCGAACAUGCCGCAAAGUUGACGCAAAUGCGCGACAAGCUCGCCCACGAACUGGAGCUGGAGAAGCAACGAUUGCGGGACACCGGGGAGGAGCGAUUGUACGAGAAGGUGCGCUGCGAGAAGCGGCUGCUUGAGGACAAAUACCGUUGCCUCAAGGAGAAGUAUGUGCGCCUGAAGACCGACGUCAAGUUGUCGCUGGAGCGACGCAGUCGUCGCCGCGAGGCGCAGGCGUUGCAACAGCACAAUAGCACGCAUCAUCAUGGGACACAUCACGGCCAUCACAACAAUCACACCAAUACGAAUACGACAACGGGUUCCGAGACGGAACGUUCGAUCUCGCAGAAACCCUCGAUCGGCAACAGCGAGAAUCGUUCGCUUAGCUACUCGGAGCAAGCGACCGCCGCCGGUGGCCUAAGUCCCGCAACGACCGGCGGCAGUCAGGGUGCAGCGGCCAAGGUGAAGCCACCGGUGCCCCCGAAGACGCAUCUAAGUAAGCCUGGGAUUGCCAGCAAGUACAUUAAGACACUGCAGCUGCAGGACGAUACGAACACCUCGUUGAGUCAAUCGGACACAACGAUCUCCAACAAUUACAGCAAGGGACGGUAUUUGGCUGCGAUGGCCACACCGACGGCGACACCAACGCCCUCGGCAUCGGCGGUGGUGUUGAGCGAUAAUGGGAAUUCCGAUUCCGAGGCGGUGGCUCUGCAGCAGCAGGAGAACAACAACAACAAUAACAAUAAAUCGUUGUCGGUGAUGCAGCCCCGGAAGAAACUCUUUUCGCGCACCAAAUCCGCGUCGACCUCACGUCUCAAUUCGGACAAUUCGAACAACUACGGCAAGCAGCAGCAGCAGCAAUCACAGCAACAGCAGCUGAUGGAGCAACGUCCCUGCACACCGGUGGAGAAUUUGCGACAUCAGUUGCAGAAACUCGAGGAUCUAGAGGAUCAGUUUCCCGAGCAUACGCUCGACACCACCUAUCAUCUCCGUUAUCCCUUCACGGACAUUUCCAAUGAACAUGCAGCGGUCGUGGGUUCGGUGGUCGGUUCCGAGCUGGAGUUCUUCAAGCAUCGCAUACACCUGGAACGCGAUUCGGUGAGGCGAGCCAAGGAAUCGUUGCGCACACAACGCACCAACUUUCGGGCACGUCAGCGUGAGAUUAAGCAACGCCACAAGACAAUUGCGUUGGCAGCACCGCGUCACUCGCUCGAUCAACUGAUACAGGAGGAAAAGGAGCUCACCGAAAUGGAGGUGAAUUUGCAUCGAACACGCGCGUUGCUCGGUGAGAAGGUGAUCCGAUUGCGACACCUGGAGCAGAGUUUGUUGCGCAUCUACGAGAAGGAGAAACCAACGCUAGAGCAAGAGCCCAAGGACGAUGCGACCACAUUGAGUGAUCUCUCGUCGCACUCGAGUUCCGGUUUUAGCAGCACGGACUUUGCCAGCGGUGCCGAUUUGCACAAGCGCAAGGAAUACUUUCAGCAGGAGUCAAACGAAUGCAUACAAAAUCUCGAGAUACUGAAUGCCGAGAUACGUGAAAUACUCGACAUACUCAGUCAAAAGCAACAGCACCAACACCAACACCAGACAGCCUCACAUCAGGCAUUGUCCACGCUGAACAUGGGCAUGUCCAUGCCCCCGAUGAUAUCCCCGAAUGAGCUCAGCUGGUCGCACAUGCUGAGCCAACAGCACCAGCAGCAGCAGCAAUCAUCGUCAGCUGUCGCUGCAAUGCCAACGCUUCAGAGCAGCAGCUCGACACACAGUCUCAGCGGUGCCACAACUCAACAAACCCAGGCAGCUGCUGUGGCAGCAGCAGCGGCGGCAGCUGCAGCUGCGGUCCAUGCCCCACAAUCGAUACCCACGCUCGCCGAUCGCCUUGAGACGUAUCGCCAAUUGGCCGCCGGCCGCAUGCACAGCUCGAUGGGCGGCGCCAUUCUGGCGGCCAACACAAUUGUCUCCCAGAGUCCUCGGGCGGUCAACUACACCACAAGUCUGGUGGAACGGACUCGGGAUUUACGCAACUGGUUGCGUCAGGCGAAGACCGAGCAUGAACUCCUCACCGGCAUGGGGAUGCAGCAUGGCCUGGCGAUGCACUCGGCCAGCGGGGCGGGUGGGAUCAGUGGCAUUGGUGCCGCAAUCGGUGGCAACUCCUCCGGAGGCUCUUCGGCUAGCGGUGGCGGAGGCGGAGGCGGUGCCACCGCUUCGGUUGUUGUCCCAGCCACGGGAACAGCCACAGGAACAGGAACAACAGCCGGAGCAGCAGCGGUUGCAACUGCGGCAGCCGCACAAACUAAUUUGUAAGAGAAGCAUAUUCCCCCUAUCUUUAUAUAUACGUUACGUUUCUAUUUCUAGUCAAGACUAUGUUAGGACUUUUAGUUGUUAAUUGCUGUGUAUAUAUAAAACGCCUUUUUGCCUCUUUGCCUUUUGGUUGCAAACACACGAUUUAACGAUUUAACUUAAACAACCUGAGCUACUUUGGGAGUUAUAAACUUGUUUUCCCCCCUCACUCCCAACAAAUAAUAAUUUACUCGUUAUAAAUCGAAAGAAAACUCUCGUAUUGAAUAAUUUAACUAAGUAAAUUAACUCAAAGUUAAUCUGACUGUCAUAGUUAAUUAACAAAAAAAAAAAACAAAACAA
Drosophila albomicans is the source of this 5405-nucleotide messenger RNA. RefSeq names its product kinesin-related protein 4 (gene Cep164). The transcript has 4 exons. The record is from RefSeq and is a predicted model, not a curated record. Bases 513 to 5069 code for a protein of 1518 amino acids. Gene Ontology annotation, molecular function: protein binding. Lineage: Eukaryota; Metazoa; Arthropoda; Insecta; Diptera; Drosophilidae.